GCUGCCGCCAGCGAGCAGCGGCCGCGAGGAGCUACGAGCGAAGCGUGCGAGCCCGCUGGGCCGCCAGCGCGAAUGUGCGCCUUCUGAUGCGCGGCGUGACGAGCACGAGCAGCGAUGGCUUCUGCCGAGGCGACGUCGCCCGCGCCCAACAUGUCGCCGGGCGAGCUGGAGUGCAUGCGGGAGCGGAAGUGGUGGUGCUUCCUGCUCUCCAGCAUCUUCACCUUCCUGGCGGGCCUCUUCAUUAUCCUGAUCUGGCGAGCCCUGGCCUUCCUCUGCUGUCGCAAGGAAAAGGCAGGCGCCUACAGUCCCGGGGCGCCAAAGCAGCCAACCGCCAAGAAAGCACCCCCGGGCGCCGCCGACGCCAAGCGCAAGGCCGGGGAAGGGGCCGCCGAAAUCGGGUUCAUGACGGAGGCCAAGGACUGGGCAGGGGAACUCAUCUCGGGACAGACCACCACAGGCAGGAUACUGGUAGUCCUGGUGUUCCUGUUAAGCAUAGCAUCUCUCAUAAUAUACUUCAUUGACGCUUCGAGAGACGGAGUUGAGAAAUGCCAGUCUUGGUCGACGAACACAACGCAGCAAAUAGAUCUAGCUCUGAAUAUAUUCUUCAUGGUCUAUUUUUUUAUACGUUUCAUUGCGGCCAGCGAUAAGUUGUGGUUCAUGUUGGAGCUAUAUUCAUUUGUUGAUUACUUCACCAUUCCGCCGUCCUUUGUUUCUAUCUACUUAGACCGUACAUGGAUUGGCCUCCGUUUUCUGCGAGCUCUGCGAAUGAUGUCUGUACCAGACAUCUUGCAGUACCUGAACGUCCUCAAGACAAGCAGCUCUAUCCGACUCGCCCAGCUCGUCUCCAUCGUCAUCAGCGUCUGGCUGACUGCCGCGGGAAUUAUCCAUUUGUUGGAGAAUUCUGGCGACCCUCUGGACUUCGCCAAUGCUCGCAAGUUGACGUACUGGGAGUGCGUAUACUACCUUAUCGUAACAAUGUCCACUGUAGGUUAUGGUGACGUAUACUGUCAGACAACACUGGGACAAGUCUUCAUAGUACUCUUCAUACUGGUUGGCUUGGCCGUGUUUGCCAGUUGCAUUCCUGAGAUUCUAGAGUUGAUAGGGACUAGGCCCAAAUAUGGCGGCGAGUACAGGCGGGAGCAUGGGAAAAGGCACAUUGUCGUGUGUGGACACAUCACCUAUGAAUCUGUGUCCCACUUCUUGAAAGAUUUCCUCCAUGAGGACCGAGAAGAUGUAGAUGUAGAGGUAGUUUUUUUACACAGAAAACCUCCAGACCUUGAGCUGGAAGGUCUGAUAAAAAGGCAUUUUACAACAGUGGAGUUCUUUCAAGGCAGCGUCAUGAAUCCAAUUGACUUGCAACGAGUCAAGGUCCAUGAGGCAGAUGCAUGUUUGGUGCUGGCAAACAAGUACUGUCAGGACCCGGAUGCAGAGGACGCUGCCAACAUCAUGAGAGUCAUCUCCAUUAAAAACUAUUCUGAUGACAUCAGAGUCAUCAUUCAGCUGAUGCAGUAUCACAACAAGGCUUACUUGCUGAAUAUCCCCAGUUGGAACUGGAAACGGGGAGAUGACGUUAUAUGCGUGUCGGAGCUGAAGCUCGGCUUCAUUGCACAAAGUUGCCUGGCCCCUGGUUUUUCAACCAUGAUGGCCAACUUGUUUGCUAUGAGAUCCUACAAAACGUCUCCUGACAUGCCCGCAUGGCAAAACGAUUAUCUGUGCGGCACAGGAAUGGAGAUGUACACCGAGAGCUUAUCCGCCUCUUUUACAGGCAUGACCUUUCCUCAGGCAGCAGAGCUUUGCUUUGUGAAAUUAAAACUCCUACUUUUGGCCAUCGAGGUCGCUGUUGAUGAUGGCGCAGAUUCCAAGAUUGCCAUCAAUCCCAAGAAGAAAAUAAAGAUUACUCUUAACACUCAGGGGUUUUUUAUUGCUCAGUCUGCAGACGAAGUCAAAAGGGCGUGGUUUUACUGUAAAAACUGCCACGAAGACAUCAAAGAUGAAAAGCUCAUCAAAAAGUGCAAAUGCAAGAAUCCCACUCAGCCUCCCGUGGGCAACAACAACGACCAGAACCGCGUGAGCUCUGCACCCAAGCCAAAGCCAAGUACAAAAAAACACGACCAGAGCAAUUCGCUGACAUCGCCCAAUGAGCGCGGAGGACGCUCUGCUCCCCCAUCCUACGCCAGUCCUGUCUCUGACACUUCCCACGUCACGCGGACGGCUGCGCCCGACAUGUUUGCUGGCUUACACCUUGCCUAUGAGGUCAAAAAGCUCAUGCCCACGAGCCGGGGAACCAACGGCACCGGGAACUCGCAGAACGAGAAGCCUUUCCCAGUGGGCCUGUCUGACGACCAGGCGAAAGAUUUCGAGAAGACAGAAAUGAAGUACGACUCCACUGGAAUGUUCCACUGGUGCUCGGCACGCCCCAUUGAGGACUGCAUACUGGAUCGAAACCAGGCGGCAAUGACUGUGCUCAACGGCCAUGUGGUUGUGUGUUUGUUUGCUGAUCCCGAUUCUCCACUAAUAGGGUUGCGUAACUUAGUAAUGCCACUUCGUGCCAGCAACUUUCACUACCACGAACUCAAGCAUGUUGUCAUUGUCGGCAAUGUGGACUACCUGAGGAGGGAGUGGAAGAUGCUUCAGAACCUGCCGAAAAUAUCUGUCCUUAACGGCUCCCCCUUGAGUCGAGCGGACUUGCGAGCGGUAAACAUCAACCUUUGCGACAUGUGUGUGAUAUUAUCUGCAAAGAUCCCCAGCAGCGAUGAUCCCACGCUGGCUGACAAAGAGGCUAUACUAGCCUCGCUCAACAUCAAGGCUAUGACCUUUGAUGAUACCAUAGGUGUCCUUACUCACAAUCCCAAUGGUGCUGAGGGAUUCUCCCCACUGGGUAGUCCCAUUGUGAUGCAACGACGAGGCUCUGUGUAUGGUGCCAAUGUGCCUCUAAUCACCGAGCUCGUGAAUGACACAAAUGUACAGUUUCUGGACCAGGACGACGAUGAUGAUCCAGACACAGAGCUCUACCUAACGCAACCCUUUGCCUGCGGUACCGCUUUUGCUGUUAGCGUGCUCGACUCAUUAAUGAGCACUACAUACUUCAACGCGAACGCGCUGACCUUGAUACGGUCACUGAUUACGGGUGGCGCAACCCCUGAGCUGGAGUUGAUCCUGGCCGAGGGGGCGGGUCUUCGUGGAGGCUACAGCACACCAGAGUCCUUAGCCAACAGGGACCGGUGCAGAGUCGGGCAGAUCUCCCUCUACGAUGGACCCCUGGCUCAGUUUGGGGAGGGCGGCAAAUACGGUGACCUCUUCGUAGCGGCUCUGAGGAGCUACGGAAUGCUCUGCGUGGGCCUGUACAGGUUUCGGGACACGAGCUCCUCUGGCGAGGCGUCCUCGAAACGGUAUGUCAUCACCAACCCACCUGCAGACUUCACCCUGCUGCCGACGGACAUGGUGUUCGUCCUGCUGCAGUUCGACCCCGGGUUGGAGUACAAGCCAAACCGGGCCGAGGAGCCAAAGGACGACAACUCUUGACUCCUGCUGUGUAGCGCUUUGACUGACGGGCCUUACUCCUUCAUCUAAAACAGACAACACUCUACCCUGCUGCUUGCCUCCCACGGUGUGGACGGAGAUGGGACAGAGACACCGUACACCCAAAUUGCACACUACAGCGAACGCCACGCACAUAUCCUAGAGGAGCACUCAUUGCAGAGGCUUCUGAAGUGGGGGCUUUUCUUGGCUUUCUCAUUGAGACUCCGGAUGACGCACAGAAGUGGCCUUGUAGCUUAGUUAGGCAUUACACUGUGGGGGAGGCUUCUCUCUGUUCCUUUACUUUCGAGCUGUCGACUAUGGAACAACGAAAAUUUUAAGCUGCCCUGUGGAGGACGUGUGAGCUCUAGGUAGCCACGAGCGGGCCGCUGGCCUCUUGAUUGAAUAGUGCAAGGGCCUCCCAGGGCAAAGAAAGGCCGCCCCAAACUCUGCAGGUGUUCCCCCAGAGUACCAGAAACAAAGAAUAUUAUACGACAACAUGUAAAGCUGACGGCAACCUGUCAGGCCCACUGCUUCCUUGUCACUCGUCGCUGGCGGCACAAGGAGGCAGGUAUCUUCAAAGUAUCUUCUAGAACCUAGGGACGUCUCACGUAAUUCGCCACCUAAUGAAAUGGACACACUACGCAGCAUGUGGUGUCGGCAGUGCCCAUCGUUCGCGAUGCCAGGCAAUGCACACUCAUUCACACACACACACGUACACACGCAUGCACACAGGAGGAAAACUCAAGGGUCGUCUGUUGAGGUCGCUACACGGUUAACGAAUGCAUUGGAAAUGCCUGAAAACGUGCAAAGUGCAACGCUGCUUUCGCAGCACACAUGAAACAAGAGGUCCGACUUGGGACGAACGUCUCGUUUCAACACUCGCUCUGCAUGUCUACUUCUCUGUCCUUCUCUGUUCCCGACUCUCUGCAAUACAAGUGUUUGUUUUGUGUUAAAAGCUUGUACAUUUGACAUACGUCCUGACGCGACCGCGGCGUCGCGGUCUUUGUACGAAAGGGUUCAUAUUUUAUGUACGAGUCAAAGAUUGUUGAAAUCUGUUUAGUUGCAUUGUUUCCAAGCGGAAGCACGUGGUGUACAGUAGUGUUGUAAAGUGAGCAAGUUAAUGCUGAACACUAUGAUGGAAGCUUAACAAUGUGUAACAUACCAUUUUGUGUAUAGAAGUGUACAUACGCACGGCAGCGGGCCUUAACCUGGGCGUGCAUUCGGCCCGAAGAGAGAGGCGUAACUGUGGUCUGUUGUUUCUCCAUGGAGCCUUACAUUUUUCAACCUUCGGUUUCACGUUCGCAUCAAUGUUAGCUCAAGGUCACACCGACGAGAACACGUGCUAUAUACUGUGUAGUUACUACGACGCAGUGCUCCACUCAGCAAGCCCCCUUCCCGCGGACGGGUGGCGUGCACGGCCAACGACCAACUGAAUGUACAACAAAGCGUAGAUACUCGAGUGGCUCUUGCCAGCACCGCUUCGGAGGAGGCCGCCGGCCGUGGAGCUGUUUGAACGGUCGUCAGUUCGUGGUUUUCGCUGGCCACCUCAGCGACCGUCCCCCAUUAUAAUCGGCACUUUCGAUUCGGGCUAAACCCCUUCCCGCCUAGGAAAAAAAAUUCCGCACACUGAAGAGAAACAAAAAAGCGAGAAAAAAAAAAGAAGGCUGCUGACGCUUCACUCUACUUUUUUUUUUUUUCCUUGCGGUUGCUGCGAGGAAGCGUGCGUGAGGGGCAAGUUAUUUCCUACCAGUAGCUGCGUAGGGCACUGCGCAGCGCAGCGCUGAAAAAGAGAACUGUGCGGCAUAAACACAGACACUAGACAAUCCAUGCAUGUUGUGAUUUUUCAUUGAACGAAACUAUGUUGCAAACUCUUUUUUUAUUCUCAUUACACGUGAAGGGGCUCAUUUAUCCCGUCGCGUGGAUGCCCCAGCGGAAAGUCGUUCGGAACUUUGUGAAGCGAGAAGUCAUGGCGCCAGGGAGUGCGCGCAGACUUCUCGUUGACAGUGUGUCAAACUUGAGCAGCAAGGGUCGCUUUCUCGAUAUAUUUAAUUUGGGUGUUUUGUGCCAUUUUCUGCGCCGUGUUUGUGGCGCCCUCAUUUUCCACUAGUUGGGCUAACCGAUUUGACCUGCGUGUGCAUGCUCACUCUUGGCUAACUUUGUGAAGAUUUUGCUUGCUAAAACUGAGCCAGCGGUAUUUUGUUGCCAUUACCCCUGUUACCUUUUCAUGCGUGUGCACUGGACGUUGGUGGCCAAUCUGCUGCUGCUUCUGCUGUUGCUGCUGCUGCAUGUAAGCUUAAAGGAAUUGACAGUUGACUACAACUGCCCAAAGACGGCCUUUCAUUCUUUUUUACAUGAAAUCUGAUAACGCAUUGCCUGUCGUGCACACGUGUUCGCUUUCACAGCAUUGUUGCUCCGUCGUUAUCUGCUGUGACGCAACGAGCUUGAUACGAUACGCAUAACUCAGCGUCUUGAGUAGUCUAAGCGGAGUGAAGCGCAGGCGUUGUGGCCACUUGAAUUGCGAAGAGACGGUGGCGACCCCGAAGCUUCUUUUAUUAGCCAUUCUUUUUUGUUCUUUUUAAAUACCUUUUUGAACACGCAUUACCUCUUUCCGAGAUAUAUGGCAAGCGCGCGUGAAGCAGCCCCACUGUAGAGAGACGCUCCAUCACUCUGCGAGAGGUCGUCACGCUGGUGAAUCAGCGAAUAUUCUAAUUAGCGACAUCACCUCGUAUAUUUGAGGGCCAAUACCGACUGCGCAAAAUGGCUUUGUCAGUGAGGAAACGCAAAGUUUUCGCAGCAUACCGGAAUGCACUAAACGAACGUGCGGCCCAUGAAGUGCAACUGUCUACCUGUGUGUCACUAUAAUUCUCGAGGAACAUAGUUAUCCAGCGGCAGUGGCGCUGUAGGAAAAAAAAACGCGCACCAUAUUUUUUUUCUUUGCAGGGAAGCAUUGUAAGAUAGGCAAGUCACAUCAGUAGACACUGAACACUCCAAGUGGUCGCGGAAUAGAGGCCGAAAAAGGCGUCCCGAUGCUGACGGUCGCCAACAGUCGUAUCAGUGUAAACCUGGCGGUCUUACGCUUUCAGCGUAUAUGGUGAAUUACCCUUCACGCUAUUCAGCAGCAUGACGCGUUUAAGUACGACAGCGGUGACCGACAGUUGAAAUUCAGCUUCGUGUACGAAGCCUUGCCCACGUCGAUAUCUUGAGCCAAGAAAAACAAACGAAACACACGCGAUGGUUCUUUUCACUGUAUUUAAUCGACGAUCAGCGAGUGAUGCGCGCCACACGCUAUUCUCACGAUUAGUUGCGCGGCGCCUAGAAGCGCGUUGAUGUAGGCACCAUUUACCUCCAUCGAGCUUACCUCUCGUAGCAGCGCCCGCAUGUCGUUGGGGUGCGGAACGACCCGUCAAUUGUCUGUUGUCUGACGCUGCUGUUGUUGCGAUCACGAACAAGGCGUUAGAGUCUAUGAGAUCAUUGUUACCGCCGUGCCGUGUGUGCGUGCGCACAUGCAUGUAUAUUGAUCAUUGCUUGGCUAAAUAUAUUGGGAAUCGACUAUUGCAGUUAAGCGCAUUGCAGCGACAGAGACCACCAAUUGUGCGUGCCUGCUCACUGGCAGCAGCAGGCACAAAGCGCAGACUACUAGGAACAUCCUCUCUUCAGUUGCGUGUGUUUCAAUCUUCCUUCGGGAACCCUCGCACAGACGUUUAUUAGGUGGCGGGCAAGUAACGAUCGGCGAAAGCAGUGUGCUCGGGACGGUACUUAUUUCCGUACAUUUUGUUUUAGGCCAGAGGUUUUACUCAUGUUUGUUUAUCAGCCCGAGGAUUACCAGUGGCCGCUUAAAAUUUGUUUCCCCACUAAACUGCAAGGCCCAAAAAUGUUAGCUCGAUUACUCCAUCUUGUAAAUGUUUCUCCCACGAGCAUAAUAAACAUCUGCAUUUAAAUGUUUGUGAGUCACAAUUUUUUUCUUCGUGUUGUUGUUGCCGUUGUUUGUUGGUUGGUUGUUUGCCUGUUGUGUGCCGCUGUAGCAUGCUGCCUCGCCUUUGUUUUCUAGAGUCGUGGUGUGCGUGUCAGUGUGAAUGUUUUCUGUUUUUCUUCAUCUUUUUCUCACACCUUGCCGGCGGGUCUACGUAGUGUUUAAUGUUAAACCCCGUUCUAAUCGGGGUCUGCUCGGCUUAGCUCUCGUUCGCUACUUCAGACCUGCAGCUCUCAAAAGUGUACAUACCACGCCGACUGUGGUGGCUUGAAAACUACUUUGUGACUGUGGCGCACUUUGACCACGAAAACGAAACGACAGCGCCAAAUCAGUUGUGAAAUCUCUCUCUUUUCCUCUUUUUAUUUUAUUGUAAGUAGCAGACAUGCGCCACAUUUGAGAUGCGAAGCACAUAAGCUGUCUUCACCUGACUGGGCAACAACGGCAUUUUUCACGCGUCUACCAUUGCACUGGGACCCUUUUGUUCACGAGGGGGAAAAGAGAGAUUUCACAAUGAACAGAACCCCGGUUCCGCUUCUGUUCAGCACCACCACUUAAGAUCCUUUCGCAGGAGCGGAAACAGGGCAAUUCUGCCACACUUAGCGGCCCCGAUUCGGACUAACCGGCGCUUUGCGCGCGUUUGAGAGUGCGUCACAGAACCAAGCGUAUGCCGAUAGUAUAGACCACUGUGCGAUGCUGCAUUGACGGUGCAUGUGAUAAUGAGUGCAUAAACAUGAACGGAAGCAUUUUCCCCAUGUUUGUGUGCUAGAUUGUGUGUUGUGCAUUUGUUUGAGUUCGUCCUUUCACUGCGUCCAAGCCCACAUCACCACCACAGGCUUGACUUGAAUUCCCAACACCAGCAAUUGGGAACUUGGGUCAGCCUUUGCACACGACGACACCGGCCCAGUCAGGUGGAGAACACAUUGUGCACGCAAUGGCCUCAAGUUUGUCCAGCCACAUGUCUGCCACUUACCACACUCUCUCUCGAUGUCCUCGCCUCUACAGUUUUGUUUCGUUUCUUCUUCCUGUGAAGAGCGUGCGUGAUAGCAACGUCUCUCCUGUAAUUAUUCUUUCACACUCUGCAUCUUUCCUUUCAUGUGCUGUCUGCGUCUCUCUCUCUCUCUCUCUCUCUUGCAUUCGAUGUACGUCUAUAGUACACUUGCAGCCUCAUGCCGUUUUGUUGCUCCUUCACUGUACUUGUCUUAAGUUGUACUCGCAAUAAAUGUUGGUUUACCGUCGUCA
Messenger RNA from Rhipicephalus microplus (southern cattle tick), 8728 nucleotides. It is a transcript of the gene slo, whose product is annotated as calcium-activated potassium channel slo. Gene Ontology annotation, biological process: potassium ion transmembrane transport. The record is from RefSeq and is a predicted model, not a curated record. NCBI's taxonomy places the organism in Eukaryota, Metazoa, Arthropoda, Arachnida, Ixodida, Ixodidae. Gene Ontology annotation, molecular function: large conductance calcium-activated potassium channel activity. Gene Ontology annotation, cellular component: postsynaptic membrane.